Messenger RNA from Procambarus clarkii (red swamp crayfish), 494 nucleotides. Lineage: Eukaryota; Metazoa; Arthropoda; Malacostraca; Decapoda; Cambaridae. The record is from RefSeq and is a predicted model, not a curated record.
CUGCCCAGAGCCUCUUUGAGUGUCUUGGACGGAGAAAAACCAGGACAGUCGAAGAACUUGAGGCUUGGAAAUCUCUGAAAACUUGGAUUUUGUGAGAUUUUGCGUCUUGAAGAUUGGGGGGGAAGUGGUUGGGGAGGGAGGCAGCAUGUUGCCUGUGACGCGCAGCCAGAGUGUCAAGGCUCAGCCAGGGCCCGUCUCCAGGGAGGGUAAACGGAACUCCUCCAGCAGCUUCAGUAGUGAGGUAUGGUCGUCGCUGGCGCUCUUGACCUCCUUGCCCAGGGCACACUUCUCCCGCAGGAAGCCCCAUCACCUCCAACACCAGCGCCACCACCACCAGCAACACCUCCAACAGCAGCAGCAGCAACAGCAGCAGCCACCGUCCCGUUCCUGCGCACCCCGGCACCACUGGGUGUCCUUCAGCAUGAGCUCCCGCGAGGUCCACCUCAGAGCAUUGAGUGAACUACAGUCGGCCGCCUCGCGCCUCCCCCAUCCAG